This is a messenger RNA of Tetrapisispora phaffii CBS 4417, 2553 nucleotides long. RefSeq names its product GTPase-activating protein RGD1 (gene RGD1). Lineage: Eukaryota; Fungi; Ascomycota; Saccharomycetes; Saccharomycetales; Saccharomycetaceae. Gene Ontology annotation, cellular component: cytoplasm. The coding region runs from base 1 to 2553 and encodes 850 amino acids. The record is from RefSeq and is a predicted model, not a curated record. The transcript has a single exon. Gene Ontology annotation, biological process: signal transduction; regulation of GTPase activity.
AUGGCCGAUCUGCUAGAUACAAAGACCAACAAAAUCGCAUCAUUAGAUUUCAAUGAUGAUGAAAUGUUUCAGGACAAUCAGCUCAAGAUAUUCCUGAACUCUGAUGUUUCUGUGAACGUACUACUUUCCUUUUUCAAGAAUUCUAUUAUUAAUUGUGAGUUCUUGAUCAAGUGCAUCAGAAGAAAAAUUAAUGCAGAGAAGAGUUAUCUGAAUGAUCUGGUAAAAGAGUAUAAACAUAUUCAAAGCGAUUGCAACGGUAUUUCAACAAGUACAAACGGUAAAAGCAAGUUAACCAACUCAAUUUUAGAGUUUUUCAAAUUUGAUAACUACAUUAUCAGAGUAAGAGAAAAUUACAUAAAUGAAUUAAAUAACGUGUUUGUUGAAUUAUCGAAUUUACUUUCGGUAAUGAUGAAAUAUAGAAAAUUCUUUAAAGAUAAGAUCAAAGUGUUAGAGAAGAAUAUUAAUGAAGCAGUUACAGUCUCCGAAAAAUCAAAGAGAACAUACGUUUCUUUAUGUUUAGAUUAUGAAAGAUUUAAGAUAAGUAAGAGCAAUGGGCAUUUGGAUAAUGACCCAUUGAAAAUGAAAUUAUCGAUCAGGGGUUCUAAAACUCCGAAAGAGCAUGAAGCAGAGCUUCUGAAGAAGAUAGAAAAUGCUGACAAUGAUUAUAAGGAGAAAGUUAAAUACUCGACAAAUUUAAGAAGUAAUUUGAUUGAAAUAGAAAGACCUGAUAUUGUUAAUAAUUUAAUUAGUAUUAUUCUAGAGUUUGAGAAUGUGAUGACUGCGACUUUAACUAAAAUGGCACUCCUAAAUGAAAAAUUAAUAGUGAAUAUGGGAUUAAUUAUUUCACCAAUUGAUAAUAAAAAAUUUAUGUCUUUAAAAACUUGUUCUGAAAAUAUAAAACCGAAGACUAACCUGGUAAAUUUUUUGUAUAAAAUAAUUGAAAGCAAGAUUUAUUCAAAUAAUUAUGUUAAUAACGAUCUUGUCCCAUUAAUAUACUCAAAGCAUCCAAUAAUGCAGAGUUAUGAAAAGAAAUUGAAAAAAUCGGUGAGUAAUGCUAAGUUGAACCCAGCUAACAGUAGAUCAAGAUCAAAUUCAGCAUCAUCUGUUAAGCACAACAAUAGUGCAUCAUUAUCUUUUGUAGUAGACCCAUCUAGAAAUUCGAUCCCAAAAGGUUUAAUAUCUACUCACAAUGAGUCACCAUUUGCUCUUUCUACACAACCGAGUAUGAUGAGUUUGAAUUCAAACAGUAUAUUUGAGACUCCAGCAAAAGUUCCUUCUGUUCCAGUUGAUGUCUCUGUUCCUCUACCAAAAUCAAAAAAUCUUCAUAAGAUAUCUGCAAAACAAUUACCAAAAACACCAAAUGAAGUGGUGGCAUCAAAUACAUCGAAUAAUAAUUCACAAGAUUUUCCAACAUUAGAUCCAGGUAAGUCAAGAAACACAACGGCUGUCAGAAUACCAAGUUUAAAGACUAUAGAUUCUGAUAAUGUGUCAAUUUAUUCCCGUGUAAGACCAUCUCCAUCUAUAAAGGUAGCCACUAAUACUAACAAAACAGACAAUAUUAUAUAUGACAAUGAAGCAAAAAAUGAUACUGCUAGUGAAAAUACAGAUCAUAAUGAGGGAAUUAAUGAUAAAGAAAGUACUUCUGAUGAUAACAAAGUGUCAGAUGCAGAUAUGGAAGUCUCGCCAGAAAAGAGUGAUAAAUCAGAAGAAGCAAAUGAACCAGAAAAUGAUUUACCAUCUAAUAAGGAAACUGAAUCCUUGAACACUGAUAAGAUUAGCUCUCCAGCACACACUGAAAAAUUCCAAGAAGAGUCCAAUGUGUUAGAGGAGACUACAAAGAACAAUGGCGAUCAAUUAAUUGACAAGGAGGAUACAGUCUCUGGCAUCUCGUCUAUUGCAGAUACCACUGGUAAUAUUUAUAAUAGCUACAAGGAUGCAAACUCUAAUACCCUUCCGAUAUUUGGCACAUCUUUAAGUGAUCUAUUCAACUUAGAACAAGGAACUGUUCCAACAAUAGUACGUCAAUGUAUACAUGUUAUUGAAAAAUAUGGUUUGGAAUUAGAAGGAAUAUACAGAGACUUUCGGGAAACAGAUAAUUUAGAAUUGCUUAUGGCCGAGAUUAAUACUUCACCUGACAAGAUAACGUCUUUAAUUCCGCCUCCAAAUCAUACCGAUACAGAUAUCUAUUUGAUCGCCACAUUACUAAAAACUUUCUUUGCUAAAUUAUCAGAACCAUUGAUAACUCCUGAUGCAAUAGAAGGACUAAAUGUUUGCUUAUCUAUAGACAAUAAGAAAACGCAAAUAGAUUACAUGCAUGGAAUCAUCUAUAAUUUUGAUGAUGCCCAAUACUGGACUUUAAGAUCAUUACUAUUUCAUUUGAAAAAUGUUGUAAAGAAUGAAAAUAAAAAUAAUAUGAACCUAAAAGCCAUAUCAAUCAUAUGGGGUCCAUUAAUUUUGCCGAAAAAUGAAACUGAUAUAAACGAUUUCGAUUAUCACUAUAAAUUGAUCAAAAUUUUAUUUGACACUGCAGAUCAAGCUUUUGAAACUAAUUAA